AUGACGAGAAGGCAUGAGCGGUAUGUGGCUCAGAGAGAGGAACAGAUCGAGUCGGCGCCAGGAGGAGACGGUGACACAUGCCCCAUGAUCGUGAUCGUCGAGCUACCUGCCAAGGAGAAGCUGGGGGUGCAACUUGUGCCGUCCAAAAACGGCGUGAUUGAUCACGUCAAAGGGGUAAACGCCCUAAUGCUUUCCAGCUUGUUCGGGCGAGUUCGAGCCGUCAAAGGUCGAAUUGACAGUGGAGCGGACGUCAACUUGAACGAUAAAACAGCGGAGAUGGUUGCAGCGGGGAAGGCGCAAACGAAUAUUGUGAGUGUUCUCCUCGACAACGGAGCUGACAUUUAUGCCAAGUCUUAUGAUGGCAAAACAGCGCUGAUGUUGGCAUCUUGUCUUGGACAUACUGCCACGGAAGCGAAGCUGUUAAAAUCCGGAGCUGCUGAUACAGUGGAUUCCCAGGGAUGGACGCCAUUGAUCGGUGCUGCUAAAGGCGGACACGUGCGUGUAAUGCGGUUGCUACUUGAGAAAGACAGUCACGACAUCAAUAUCGUCGAGAACUCAGCGUUACUUUACGCGUCAUUCGUGGACGCCGCAUGGCUUCUCCUGAAGUAUAAGGUGUCAGAGGACAAACAAAACCGCUUUGAUAAGGCAAAACGGACACCGUUGAUUAGAGUAGCAUUCAAUGGUGAAGAGGAAUGUGUUCGUCUUCUUCUCGAGAACGUGUAUUUGUUCGACCCCCAGGGCGCCGAGCAGCAGAUAUUGCAAGAUAAAACAAUCGAGGAUGACAAGAAGUCGUUCUGGCACGAGGCUCGCAUCUGGAAAAGGCGAAGCACCCAAACACCGUUUCAUUCUUCGGCGCCUAUUUUCCGCAAUAUCAUUCAUAGCGACCUAAAGUGCAACCAGAUUCUCGUUGGAGAAAAUGGCGAAGCGAUGCUGACGGAUUGA
This is a messenger RNA of Phytophthora infestans T30-4, 942 nucleotides long. RefSeq lists its product as uncharacterized. Bases 1 to 942 code for a protein of 313 amino acids. Gene Ontology annotation, molecular function: protein binding. Lineage: Eukaryota; Oomycota; Peronosporomycetes; Peronosporales; Peronosporaceae. The record is from RefSeq and is a predicted model, not a curated record. The transcript is spliced from 5 exons.